CCCUCGCCGGCCGGCGCCGCCGCCGGCCAUGGCCGAGCAGGCACGGUUCUUCAACAUGGACCGCACGACGGCGGCCGACGCACGGUGCAAGGGCUUCGACCCGCACACGCUGGACCAAGCCGCGGAGAGCAUGCUAUGCUACAUCUACGCCAACCUCCCCAGCCUCCCCGUCUACGAGGGCACACGGCUCGCCGCCUCCGCCUCCCCCGACGGCGUCGACCGCAUCAGCCGCCUCCCGCCCGAGCUCCUCAGCAAGAUCGUCUCCCGCCUCCCGUCCGUCAAGGACGCCGCGCGCACCGCCGUCCUCUCCUCCCACUGGCGCCGGGUCUGGCUCUCCACACCCCUCGUGCUGUCCGACGCCCACCUCCACCCCGAAGCCUGGGGCUGGCCGCCCACGCCCGCCAGCUCGCCGGCCGUCACCGCCGCCGUCUCCCGCAUCCUCGAAGCGCACCCGGGGCCCUUCCAUUGCGUCCACCUGGUCUGCAGCCACAUGAGCGCGCACCGUGCCCGGCUCGCGCGCUGGCUCCAGCUCCUCGCCGCCAAGGGCGUCCAGGACCUCGCCCUCGUCAACCGCCCGUGGCCGCGCGACGUGUCCCUCCCGCCCACGCUCUUCGCCGUCACCACCCUCACCCGCCUCUAUGUCGGCAUGUGGAAGUUGCCGGGCACGGCCGCCCUGCGUGGCGCCUCCUUUCCCCACCUCCGCGAGCUCGGCCUGAGCUGCGUCGAAAUGGAGCAGGGCGUCGUCGACUCCCUCGUCGCCAGGAGCCCCGCGCUGGAGACACUCAACAUCCUGGGAUGCAAGGGGCUGCGCCUCCGCCUCGUCAGCCAGAGCCUGCGGUGCGUGCAGAUCAGCUGCUCCAGAAUGGAGGACAUCGCCGUGGUAAAGGCUUCGCUCCUCGAGCGGCUCAUCCUGUUUAGACCUUGCAAAAUCGCCGGUGGCAUCUCCACGAGACUCAGGAUUGGCGAUGCCCCCAAGCUGCAAGCAUUUGGGUACUUGGAGCCAGGGCAGGUCCUAAAGGUCCGAGACACCAUCAUCAUGCCAGGAAUAGCAAGCGCAAGUACCGUGGUCACAAGCGUGAAGAUUUUGAGCUUGAAUGUGUGUUUCGGAGUUCGCAGUGAUGUCCAUAUGGUUCCCACCUUCCUCAGAUGCUUUCCCAACGCCGAGAGACUGCAUAUCAUGAGUAAAAGAUGCGCUGAACCCACUGGCAACUACCUCACCCUCCAGUUCUGGGAAGAGUCUGACCCUGAAGAAAACCUCGUCUCCCGCAUCAGCGUGAUGAGUUUCCGUGAGUUCACGGGGGACCCAGGCGAGGUUGGCUUCCUCGAGUUCUUCUUCCGGAGUGCGCGGGCGCUUGAGACCGCGUCUGUUUCCAUGGCCAACCCAAGCUUCACACCGUUCUCGACGCAGGAGGCGUAUGCCAAAGUGAAACGCAGCUCAAGGAUCAAGGCAAGUGAGUCCAACAUGGUUGUCCUCGGGAGCACCGGCCCUGCAGGUGGUAAGAUCUGGAGCUUGAAAGACGGGGCAGAUUUUUCGUUCCAUGACCCCUUCUCCGAAGUGGAGGUGGUUGGCUGAGCUUUAGUUUGUGGGGUGAAGUGGGAUGGUUGUUUUCUGAUGCAAAACCCUGUCUGCUGCUAAAGGUGCCCUUUGUGAUGGUCUGGCAAAAUUGAGGCUUGAUGCAAAACUAUGCGGCAGACUGAUGAGCUGAUAUUUUGCUUGACCUGUGCUACCAGUUUCCCUGUCUAUCUAUCUAUGCUCCUUGAACCAUUUCAUUUGUGGCAACAUGUUUCAUUCCUUGCA
Molecule: messenger RNA, 1798 nt
Organism: Triticum dicoccoides
Lineage: Eukaryota; Viridiplantae; Streptophyta; Magnoliopsida; Poales; Poaceae
Product: F-box/FBD/LRR-repeat protein At1g13570-like
Exons: 3
Coding region: 29-1573 (514 amino acids)
Molecular function (GO): protein binding
Source: RefSeq, a predicted model, not a curated record